Prunus mume (Japanese apricot) is the source of this 594-nucleotide messenger RNA. RefSeq lists its product as uncharacterized. Lineage: Eukaryota; Viridiplantae; Streptophyta; Magnoliopsida; Rosales; Rosaceae. The record is from RefSeq and is a predicted model, not a curated record.
AUGGCUGAAUGCAGUGACCAGAACAUUAAGAACCCACAACCAGAAGAAGAAGAAGAAGAAGAAUACGCAGCGGUGGUUGGCAAACACUUGUCCAUGCUCUGCCUUGACAACAGCAGCAGCAGCUUCAAAUCUCCCAAUUCCAGUCCCCAGCCCAGGAGAACAUUGAAAAGGCGAUCCCCGUCCCAAUCCCCACCAAUAUCCCAACCCAACCCCAAGAAAGAGAAGCUUGAUCUCCCUCCUAAUCCUCUUCUUCGCCGCUGCAGUUCCGAACGCUUCAACCCAACCUCUCCUCCUCCUCCUCCUCCUCCAUUUUAUUCUUUUAAUUCUCAUCACAAUCAGCUGCAGUGCCCCAACGCAGCCUCUCCUGCCUCUGCCUCAACCGAUAAAGCCUCUGGCGCGGCCGCUUUCUCUGCCUAUGCCUCCACACUCCGCCGCUCCGUUUCCAAUCCCAAGCCUUCUUCGUGUUCGCCUGCUCUCAAAACCAUCUCCCGUCAAUCCUCGUCCUCCUCCUCUGGUGACGAAGACGAUGACGACGACGACGCCACUCCCAAUUCUAAGGUUUUCUUCCUUCACCUCCAUCUUUCAUUCUCUUGA